UACACAGGUCUCUGUGUCAAGACUUGGUUGAUUCUCAAACCUUGACUUUGCAUCCUUUUCAUUUCCACCUCGACUGGUCAUCCUGCUGUGUUUGAACAUGGCCAAGGGYGAGCAAAGUAUUUCUGACGCCGAGGGGUAUUUCCAGGAGCCAGGACCAACCGUCACGUUUGACAAGCUGCACUACUGUGUUCGAGAAACAAAGUUCUGCCGCAAGAUCGGUCCUGACAAACUGAUCCUCAAAGAUGUCAGUGGCAUUAUGAAACCAGGCAUGAAYGCAAUCAUGGGAGCAACUGGGAGUGGCAAAACAUCACUCCUGGAUGUAAUCGCAGGCAGAAAGGAUCCUGCUGGACUCCGUCAGGGACAGGUCCUGGUGAACGGCAGACUUGUCACUUCUGAGCUCAGACUCAGUUCUGCCUAUGUGGUCCAGGACGACAUCCUGAUGGGAACUCUGACAGUGAGAGAAAACCUCUUGUUCAGUGCCAACCUGCGACUCAGCCCAAAGUUUUACUCCUCCGCUGAUAAAAACAGCAGAGUGAACUCUGUCCUGAAAGACCUGGGCCUCACAGACUGUGCUGACACCAAGAAGACAGUAAAAACUCACUGGCAACACAGUACCGCCGGUCCCAGCUGUACCGGACCGUGAUGGAGGAGCUCGAGGGCCUGACGCAGAGUGCAACCGAGGCAGCCGCAGGCGAAGAACAGGCGCCUGCUUAUGUCACCUCCUUCCUCUAUCAGAUGAGGGUGGUGUGUGGCAGGACGGUGCUGAACAUUUUAAGGAACCCUCAGACCUCUUACGCCCAGCUAGCUCUCAACAUCUUUUUUGGGAUCCUGGUGGGACUCAUUUACUACCAGAUGCCCCUGACUCUGCCCGAGGCCUUACAGAACAGGAGUGGAGCCUUUUUCUUCCUCAUCAUCAACAUGGUAUUUGGGAAUCUUUCUGCUGUUGAGCUCUUUAUCAAUGAGAGGGUGAUUUUCAUUCAUGAGAACUCUAGCGGUUAUUAUCGAACAUCWGUUUACUUCCUGUCCAAGAUCUUUGCUGACCUCAUCCCAAACCGCAUGAUCCCCAUAUUUGUGUUUUCAGCCAUCGCUUACUUUAUGAUGGGUUUAAAGCCAGACUUUGUGGCCUUCAUCCUCUUCGCUCUGACCCUGUCUCUGGUCAGUCUGGCAGGAGUUGGUCUGGCCUUCCUUGUCUCAGCGAGCGUCUCCACAUUUGCGAUGGCUAAUAUCCUCAUCGCUUUGCCCUUUGUCUUCAUGAUGGUCUUCGGUGGUUAUCUUGUCAAUCUCAACUCCAUGCUGAGCUGGUUGUCCUGGCUGAAAUGGGUCAGCAUAUUUAGCUAUGGCCUGAACGCUGUUUACAUCAACGAGAUGAAGGGCCGGUUGUUCUACAGCAACAACACCAUUGUCCCGGGGGAGGUGUUCCUGCAGGGCAUGGGCAUCGACUACUCCACGUGGGGCUUCUGGCAGAACCAGGUGGCUCUGCUGGGAAUCAUUGUUGUCUGCAUGAUCCUGGCCUACGUGCAGCUGCUGCGAAUCAAACGCUGGAAGUAAAUCUUGCCCAUCUGUUUAUGUGCACAACCACACAUUCUUUAUUUUGUUUAUUUAACAGAGGAUAAAACUAUUACAU
This is a messenger RNA of Austrofundulus limnaeus, 1624 nucleotides long. RefSeq names its product ATP-binding cassette, sub-family G (WHITE), member 2b (gene abcg2b). Gene Ontology annotation, molecular function: ATP binding; ATP hydrolysis activity; ABC-type transporter activity. The record is from RefSeq and is a predicted model, not a curated record. Lineage: Eukaryota; Metazoa; Chordata; Actinopteri; Cyprinodontiformes; Rivulidae. Gene Ontology annotation, cellular component: membrane.